GAAAGAAUCUCUGCUUCUGCGAGGCCAAGAACGACAAGGAGCAGCAGCACAUGAAAAACCGAAGAAGAGCUGCAGCAACACAAAUCAUUUGCUCUUUUGUUCGAGCAACCAGUACACUAACGGUAAGCAGGGCCCCCUCCACGAGGAGCCAAAGGCGGCGAAGGAAAAUCUCGAAAACGGAAGCAAAGUGCUCGCAGCAGUAAAGCAAGAUGAGGUAGAUGAGGCAAAAAAAUAUUAUUUGCUAUUGACGAAAGUGUGGGAAGAAAAGGUUGAAAAAUUUCAAAAGGAGCGCGAGGAGCUGAAAGAGCAAAUUACAAUUCUCCAGUCGUGAAAAUAGCAGCGCGAUGGAUAAUCACAAGGAAAAGAAUAAUCCCACGCAGAAAUCCGCUCUUGAACGUGAGAAGCUUGUGAGGACAUGUCUUCGCUCAUCGGGUUUUCAGUAAACGUAACAGGAGAUUAAUAUUUACAGUAACCGCUGCGAAGAACUAGUUAAGAUGCACUGACGAAGACGAUGAUGGAGUGGAGAGAAGACCUUUCCCACUGCAGCUGCCAAGCGCAAAUAGAUUUUUUUACAUAUUAUCUAUAUCUUCAUAAGUAUUCUAGUAAGGACGAGUGGCUUUAGUACCUUGUACGCGUAAAAAAAUUCGUGCUCAGUACUAACAGUACUAGCAAGAAGAAAUGUAGUGAAGAUAAUUGUUUUGGCGUUUUGACAAUGUGCUGGAGUUGUUUUGGCGUUUUGAGCAUGAGGAAGUAGCAUAAGAAAGCAUGAAAAUGAAUGGAGAUUUGGACUUUAAUAACACUAGUUUGUUUUUCGAGUAACCAAGACGUAACAACACCCCCAGACUUCACGCUACUACUUUUUUGUCCCAAGUGGACCAAGAACCUGCAUGCGCAUGAUCAAAACUAGUGGGAAUAUUAUCGUCC
This is a messenger RNA of Amoebophrya sp. A25, 924 nucleotides long. Lineage: Eukaryota; Dinophyceae; Syndiniales; Amoebophryaceae. The record is from the annotation of a GenBank genome assembly.